AUGACUCGAGCACGCAAGCAGGUUACUAGGUCCUUUUCCGCCUGCUGGACUUGCCGUCGGCGGCGUGUCAAAUGCAAUGGCGUCGGUCUGCCCUGCAACCCGUGUAGAAAGCACAAGGUCGAAUGCGAAGGCUACGGCAUCGAGUUGGUCUGGGUAGAUCCCAAGACAGGCGCAUACCCGCCAUUUUGUCGCAGGAGCAUGGAUUUCGAGCAUACAUGGCGCGGCCGGCCGAUUCUUGAAGAAUGGCGUCUACAACGCUUGAUCGACGAAGUGGACAACAUCGGUGCCGAGAGUUCCAAGUCUUCGAGAUACUCCAAUCCCUUCACAGUCUUUAGGGCUUGUCCUUCGAACAUAUGCGCAGAACCAGAUGACUCCAUCGAUCCGCCGUCCGCUCGCGCCGCAGAAUCUCUUCCAUCCUCUCCACGUCAAGCACGCUUUUCCUGCUCGCCGUUGAGCGCAGACGUCGCUCUCAUGGCGCGGUCCCUGGAACCCACAGUCGUUGAUUGCAUAUCAAGCUCUAAGGAAGAGGCUAUGCUGUUCCAUCACUAUGUGACAUGGAUUGCCCCUCUGAUGAUACCAGUGGAUGGUGCUGAGAACCCUUGGAAAUCUGUCUACCCAUCGACAGCGCUUCGAAGCUCCUCCACUGCCUCGCGUGCGUUGUACCAUGCCAUUCUUGCUCAGUCAGCGUUCAACAUAGCCAAUCUGCACGGGGACAAUGGCGCAUCUUCGAGGCACAAAGACUCCGUUGCACUGAAGCACUAUGGCGCUUCGCUAAGCAACCUGAGGCAGGGCUUGAGCGUCUCCACGGAGGAAGAAUAUGAUGCCUGCGCUGCGACCCUGUAUACGCUCAUGAUCUCCGAGGGAAAUGCACGAGGCUCAAUCGCCUGGAGAAAUCAUUUUGACGGCGUCGGGGGAUUUGUCAGUCAAUUUGUUCAAGAGAAGCCUUGGAAUCGCUCCGCAAACUCUUGGGUGAUAUCACAGAGUCUUGCUCUCUCGUUUGAGAUUUCACAGACGGGAAACGCAAAGGUCCAUGGCCGAUCCCCAAUCACAGACGUCCUUUUGGACGGCGUUGCGUCCUGGCAAAAGUUUGGAUACACAAUAGGUGCCAGCUGCGACGUCUUACGCACCAUUUCCUCAAUCAGACUGCUUGCAGAGACACUGUCAUUAGGCCACGUCCCUGAUGACCUCGGCGUCACGAUUCAGGCAUACCUUACUGAAUUAUCACCACAGAAUCACACUGUUAUCCAUGUGGAUCUCGACAUUCCGGAUCGUGACCACUUUCUCGAAUCCCUGCCGGAAGCAAAGUUACUCGAGUUCCUAGAUAGCCUGCAUCUCCGGCUUUUUCGCACCGCGGCCCUGAUCUAUCUACACCAAGCUGUUCUCCGGGUUCCCCCACGUGGCGUUCGAAACCUCGUCAGAUCCGUGCUUGCGGACGCCUUCACGUUUAUUCACAGGAAAGGAGGGUCAAUAUCGCUAUGGCCAGUCUUUAUUGCGGCCACUGAAGCAACUGAAGAAGAAGACCAAGCCAUUGUCGAACAAUGGUUAGCCAUUUCGAGCCUGAUAGGAAUGCGAAAUCGCCUCAUAGCUGGAGAAAUCAUUCGUCAUGUAUGGCAGGAGAGAACCCACGAAGCUAUUGCUCGUGGUCUAAGCCCCGAUCUG
Molecule: messenger RNA, 1659 nt
Organism: Trichoderma reesei QM6a
Lineage: Eukaryota; Fungi; Ascomycota; Sordariomycetes; Hypocreales; Hypocreaceae
Exons: 2
Biological process (GO): positive regulation of transcription by RNA polymerase II
Cellular component (GO): nucleus
Molecular function (GO): DNA-binding transcription factor activity, RNA polymerase II-specific; transcription cis-regulatory region binding; zinc ion binding
Source: RefSeq, a predicted model, not a curated record